UGUACAUUAGCACAGUGUUUGGACGCAAUGUUGCAGUGCAUUGUGGGACUUAAUAAGGACGUGGUAUGAUUGUACAAUAUCGUGUAGUCUACUUACAUAAAACGACUAAAAUGUGUCCUUGAGCUCGUUGAUAGCCUAUCAUUUAGACUGCUUGUACUCAUUAUUUAUAGAAUUUCUCAUGGUUUAAAAUUGAUCAUAGAAAGCUUUUUUUUCCCCAGGAACAAAUUUCUGUCGAUUAAUUUGUUAUAGAUCUGAUGCAUUCAAUCCAAAUCUGGCAACCAAACAACUAGCCCUAUCGCAGCCCUAUAAGUACGACACCUGUGGGGGGAGGUGUCGAGUCUUCAAAUCAGUGCAUCUGGAGGUGUGGGUCAGUUGGGCAAGGCGUCCUGAUCUGUGGAAGGUGGUCGUUUUUGGGGGUUUGGGUCGUAAACCAGUAAUUAUUCCAUCUGGGUUUGUGUAGCAGCCAUCCAUUAUCAUCAGUGUUAUAUGGAAGUCGGCAACGCCUAAAACUCAACAGAUUUUCAUUCCACUUGUCCAUGUAUUAUCUUUUAAUAGUUUUGAGUUGUUUUUAUCUACUUGCAGUGGUGAUGUAACAAGUGGCUUUGAGUUCUUCACACUGGCCUUUCUGUAUUAUUGGCUCCAAAAGUAUGCUGUGGUCUUCAAUAACAUGUAUUUCUUCUGUUUUGAAGCAUUUGUGAUCUCCACUACUUUAUCUAUACUUCUAAAACAUCUUGUAUGCUUACCACUUUUAAAAUUGAUGGCGGCAGGAGCAAUUUCAACAUUCGUAAAUCUGUUAACAUGUAACGUUCUUGGGUAAACAUUUCUGUUUAGCCUGCUGAUGCAGAACUGUGGGGUGGUGUUUUAUGAACACUUUUAAACUUUUGCUGACUGCUGCAAUUUAAUGGAACUGAACUGGUACACAUUGUUCAUCUUUGUUACUGAACAGCCAGAAUGAUGAGCCAAGCAGAAUAUGCACAGAUCUUUACUGUGCUGUCAACUGGUUAAACAAAUUAAUUAUUAUUGUCAUCAAUAUACUGUACGUGAUUGUAGUGGGAUAAAAUGUUGAGCAUACCAUUCAGGCUAAAGUACAAUAGUAAAGCAAGUGUCCAAACUAAAGUUCUGGUAAAAACAGUGCAGUGCAAUAAAUGCAGAGCCUGUGCGUUAUGUAUAACUUUGCUACCAGCACCCACUGUUUGCAUAAUAUUAAAAUACUAAAAGGAGACUUGGACAUAUGUGGAUAAGCAAAUGUUAUGCAUUCUAAUAGUUACAUUGUUAAAAUGGUUCUUGAUUUUAUUUGUUAGAAAUGUAUAGCUAUUGUGAUUUAGAGCAGUUUGUAUUUCACAAAUGUGGUUAUUAAUUAGCUGGCUGCUAUCUAAAGAUACUAUGUGUAACUAUAUGUAAUAUGUAACCUCUGAUGGACUCAGUCCACACUGAAGAACAUGUAAUAUUUUAGCUAUGGUUGCUACUUGCCAUCAGAUUAAUCCACAACUGAUGUUAGCAAGUGUAUGUACUUUACAGGAGUAUUGAAGUAGCACCUAAGGUUGUAACCUGAUGCUUAUUUUGACCUAAAUUUUAGGCUUUCCAGUGUACUGCAAGAAUUUUUUUUUUUUUUUUUUUUUUUUUUGUUUUGUUGCUCUACUGGGUUAAUCCUGUUGCUACUUCUAAUGUAUAAUGGAAAAAUAAAUAUGUACUGAGGUUUUAAGUUUGUUUUUGUGCCUGACCUAUGAAAUUUUUGUAUGUACUUGCGGUGUGUGUGGCUGGAAUAGCUCUGUCAGGGAACAUGUUAUGUAGUAAUGUUUGGUAUACAAGUUAUUGGGGAUAUUAAUAACAAUGUUCUGAUUGAAUAAAGCUAAUGGAAAGUGCCCUGCUAUUUCCUUCUGAGCUUAAUGUUAACAUAAGUUCCCUAGUUAGCGUGACACUGAUGAAUGGUGGUGCUCAUGUGAUGGAGCAGAAGCCUGGGUUAAUGUUAAAGCCACAGCAAAUAAACAUCACAAGAUUUAGACAUGUUCAGGUUAUUUUAUGGACCUGUGUAUACGUGUUCACCUGCUAUUGCUUACUCCUUAUGUUGCCUUUUAAUGAUCAGUUGAAGUACAUGCAUCACAUGCAAUGUGCUAGUAUUUGUGUACAAAGUAAUUAUCCCUGGACAAUUCAUAGCCCAAUGUACUGUAGUAGUCUAGCAGGAAGAUACUGACGAAUGCAAUUGAACUUAUCAGCUAGUGACUGUCAAUAGACUGAUUUUGAUGAGGCUGAGAAUCGGAAGGCAAGUAGUUGGAAUAAGAUUAACUGGAUUUAAUUGGCCAACCUUUGACCAUGGACAACCUUUGACCAUGAAAUUCUUAACACUUCUCAAUACACUGAACAGCCAAGCACAUCAUCUAAAGGUGCCCCUACCAUGUCAACAGAAGUACAGCCUGUGCCUGUAGCCCCUGUAGGACCCACCGCUGAGCCUACACUGCCAGCUGUGGUCAAUGAAACCAGCACAGUGGUAACUGAAAACCCUACGGCCACAACCGCAGCUUCAACACCAAUCGCAAGCAAAUUUUUCUCAAGAGAGAAGAAGAGAGCUCCAGAGAAGACAGAUGAGUACCUGCUGGCCAGGUUUCAAGGUGAUGGUGUUCGAUACAAGGCCAAACUGAUUGGCAUUGAUGAUGUGCCUGAAGCCAGAGGGGACAAAAUGAGUCAGGACUCCAUGAUGAAACUGAAGGGCAUGGCUGUAGCUGCUCGUUCCCAAGGCAAACACAAGCAAAGAAUUUGGGUGAACAUCUCUCUAGAGGGAAUUAAGAUAACUGAUGAAAAGACUGGGGUGAUUGAACAUGAGCAUACAGUGAACAAGAUCUCCUUCAUUGCUCGUGACAUCACAGAUAAUCGGGCAUUUGGAUAUGUGUGUGGGGCAGAGGGCCAACAUCAGUUCUUUGCUAUCAAGACAACUCAGCAGGCACAACCACUGGUCAUGGAUCUGAAGGAUCUAUUCCAGGUGAUCUUCAACACAAAGAAGAAAGAAACUGAAGCUACACAGAAGGAUGGUACCAGUACCAUUGUUGAGAAUGGAAGUGAUGCAUUGCUCAGUCUGGAUGGUCAGGUAGAGGCAGUAAAAAAUGUGGAACAGACGGACCUUUUUGGAGAUAUGUCCACACCCCCAGAUAUCAACUCUCCCACGUCUCCUGGAAAUGAAAUGUUUGGGGCCAAUAUAUUUGGAUCGCCAGCUCAGGGAGAGGGUCCACAUACGGCUCAAUCCAGCUCUUCUAUUCCAGCAGAUCUGUUCAACCCUACAACCACUCUUGCGUCAAUGUCAUUGGGACCACCAUCUGUUCCUCAAGCUCUUACGACAGGUCCGUGGGGCCAACCAGUCCUGUCACUGUUUCCUCAGCAGGGCUCUGGCCCCCAAGUACCAGUCCAAGGUGCACCAUUAAAUUCUCUUCCCCAGCCCUGUGCGUUUGGGGGAACACCAGUACCUCAGUGGGGACAGCAGAUGCCCUCUUCUUUUGCCACUCCAGCUGCCACUCAAGCUUGGGGAAAACAAGCAACCACAGCAGCCAUGAGUGCCUGGCCCCAAUCUGGCACUGUGUCCAACCCCUUUCAGCCCAGUGCAAUUCCUCCCAUGAUGACUCUUCCUGGAGGAAUAACAGGGCAGGCAUCUUCAGGGGUCCCUCCACUGCCUCGCCGGCCACCUCCUGUAAAAGAAGAGGUACCUGCUGUUAAAAAUGCUUUCACAGCUUUGGACCCCCUUGGUGGGAAGGAACAGAAAACCGGGAAGGAUAUGUUCAAAAACUUCCAGAUUGCAAAACCUGGAAGUGUCCCCCUGUCAGGCCCAAACACCAAUGGCACAUUUGAAGAGUACUUUUCCAACAAAGUUGGUUUAGCCCAGGAAGCAGCUGACCAUGAUGACUUUGACAUUAGCCAGCUCUCUGCCAAAUCGAUUGAGCCUCCUAAACCUGCUCUUCAGCAUGCCUCUACAACUACUGCCCCAGCUCAGGCUCAAAGCUUGACCCCGUCCUUGACAGGAGUGUUCCUGGAUGCUGCUUUCUCUCCUAAUUCAGCUCCAACCCCAUCAGGCCCAGAUCCUUUACCAGCUGCCAAUCUUUUUGAUGACACUUUUGGAAGCAGCUUUUUAGCACCACCUACAAAUACAGGUGGUCCAGCUACACAGACCACUGUAAAAGCUGAUACUUCUGUAGACCCCUUUGGAGGAAAUCCUUUUGCCUAACCUUUCUCAAAUCCUGCACUGUUCAGAAAGUGGGAAACCAUCUGCAGCAGUGUCUGCUCCACUGUCCACACUGUCUUGCAUGUUUCUUUUUUUCUCUUGUAUCUGAUCUCAGGUUGGUUUCUCUCUCAUUAAAUUGACUUGAUCCAUUUCCCAGCGUUACAAUCGCUUGAAGAAAAUACAAAUUGUGGGAAAUGAAAAUGACUGAGGUGAUGAGAAGGAGUUGGGUAAAUUGGCAUAGAUCUUAUGUUGAGAAAUUUCAAAUACUUACUGGAUGCAAGAUGCUGUUUUGUCUGAAAUUAAAGUAAGCAUGAAAUGA
This is a messenger RNA of Ictalurus furcatus (blue catfish), 4520 nucleotides long. It is a transcript of the gene dab2, whose product is annotated as DAB adaptor protein 2. The transcript has 15 exons. Gene Ontology annotation, biological process: negative regulation of canonical Wnt signaling pathway; receptor-mediated endocytosis; positive regulation of endocytosis. NCBI's taxonomy places the organism in Eukaryota, Metazoa, Chordata, Actinopteri, Siluriformes, Ictaluridae. Gene Ontology annotation, cellular component: plasma membrane. The coding region runs from base 2393 to 4204 and encodes 603 amino acids. The record is from RefSeq and is a predicted model, not a curated record.